Messenger RNA from Coregonus clupeaformis (lake whitefish), 1586 nucleotides. RefSeq names its product nudix (nucleoside diphosphate linked moiety X)-type motif 9 (gene nudt9). The transcript is spliced from 8 exons. Gene Ontology annotation, molecular function: ADP-ribose diphosphatase activity. The record is from RefSeq and is a predicted model, not a curated record. Lineage: Eukaryota; Metazoa; Chordata; Actinopteri; Salmoniformes; Salmonidae. The coding region runs from base 520 to 1368 and encodes 282 amino acids.
CUAUGACUCAUGUGUUCCAAUUGGAAACGACAGGCCGUGGUCUAUCUGGGGUUAGUUAGACAAAUAUUUGGUACAGUGGGUUGAAACGGAAUGAAACAUCGAAUCAUAUGAGCAAAGGCAGCUUCCAAAUUAUUUCUGAUUGCGCCGUCCGCAACAACACUGAAAUAUUCCUAUACGAUUCGGUGUGCUCCUUUUUUUUAAAGCAUAGCAGCGGGCUUUGACUGUAUUUCCUGCUUAAUGCAGCAUUAUCAGUGUGUAUACAGGACUGUAUUGUGUUGACUGACUGGUUAUGAUACGAGUGUGACGAAACUGGGUUGGGUUGGAAACAGGGUUGGGCCGAUUCGAAUAGCACUUACCCUUUUAGGAUUUCCAUAUUGCCUCUGCACCUCAGGAAUCAGGUAUGGAAUCAUUCUGAAGCGUCCCACCUCAUGCCCUCCUGACCAGUUUUCUGCCAGAGUUAGUAAAAGCCUCAGUACCAGUGCCUAUAGUCUGUGUGUGCUACCGCCCAGUGUCUUCACCAUGCCCUCCUCGGCCCCUCACAGCAAGGCCAGAUGCCCAAAGUACCCAGGCUCAGAGACACAGCGGUUCCCAGUGCCUGAUGACAAAGUGGACUGGAAGACCGACUGGCCCCAGUACAGCCCAGUGAGCUACACUGCCAGGUCUGUGCUCAUCAAGCCUGAAUGGGCCGAUCAGGACAUCGGGUCUUUCUCCCCGCGGUUUAACGCUCUGGAUGGCAAUGUGGACAGGCGGAGUCACGAGGGAGACUACAGAGUGGAGCAGGGCAUGCCACUAAAUCCUCGCGGCCGCACUGGUUUGACUGGGAGAGGUUUGCUGGGACGGUGGGGACCCAAUCACGCAGCAGAUCCCAUUGUUACCAGGUGGAAGAGAGACUCAGCUGGACAGCAAGUGUCGCACCCAGUGUCCAAACUGCCAGUUCUGCAGUUUGUGUCCAUCAAGAGGAGAGAUUGUGGAGAAUGGGCCAUCCCAGGGGGUAUGGUAGACCCGGGGGAGCUGGUGUCCCUCACCCUGCAGCGUGAGUUCUCUGAAGAGGCUCUGAACUCCCUGGCAGCUUCCCCCCAGGACAGAGAGCGGAUCCACAAGCACAUCACUCAGCUGUUCAACUCGCCAGGUCUGGAGGUUUAUAAGGGCUAUGUAGAUGACCCAAGAAAUAAUGACAACUCUUGGAUGGAAACAGUUGCUGUCAACUUCCAUGAUGAUACAGGGAACAGUGUGAGCAAGCUCCCAUUGCAAGCAGGCGAUGAUGCCGGGCAAGUCCACUGGAUCGACCUUGACUCCAUCCUAUCCCUCUAUGCAAGCCAUUCCCAUUUCUUGGAGGUGGUCGCCAAGGAGAGGCAUGCUCACUGGUAACCAAGGAAACCGUGUUUGACCGAAGGACUAAGAUGAUUCGCACUGAUGUUGGUGCAAGUUUGAGUAGAAUAUAAUGAUGGAAGUUUGAGGUAGUGUGACCUCAACAAGUGGUGACACACUGUCCUCGCGUUCAAGAGGAUUGGCCCGAGCAAGGCCCUGCAGCAUAAUCACUAUGUUUCGGCAUCAUGGCCUUCGUCAGGGAGUCACAAAGAAACAAU